Castor canadensis (American beaver) is the source of this 1102-nucleotide messenger RNA. Lineage: Eukaryota; Metazoa; Chordata; Mammalia; Rodentia; Castoridae. The record is from RefSeq and is a predicted model, not a curated record.
CACUGGUGUGUUCUUGCCUUGCAGGAGCCUGUGUGAAAUGCAGCAAAGGGGUCUUUGGGGCUGGCCAGGCCUGCCAGGCCAUGGGGAACCUGUACCAUGACGCAUGCUUCACCUGUGCCGCCUGCAGCCGGAAGCUGAGAGGAAAAGCCUUCUAUUUUGUCAGUGGCAAAGUGUUUUGUGAGGAAGACUUCCUGUACUCUGGCUUCCAGCAGUCUGCGGACAGGUGUUUUCUCUGUGGCCAUUUGAUCAUGGACAUGGUGAGUAGUCAGCUGAACAAGAGUAGACCAUCUUGGGAGGAGGAGGCAUGCAGGGAAGAAAGAAAUGAACAACUGAGCUCAGUGUUUCCUCUCUGGAUUUGUGGGGGCAGUUGAUUUUAUUCGAAGUCCCUGUGCUGUGCAGCUGGUUUCUGUAACAGGACCAUGCUGUUGGCUUUUAUUGGUAUUUGCAUCUGUAACCAUUCAGACUGCACAAUGUGGUAAGUUUGCACAUGCUGUCUCCUCCACUCUGCUGGGCCCUUUGGCUCACACUGGCCUCCCUCUGACUUCUCUGUGUGCCUGGUGGUGAUCCAACAGAGCGGCCAAACGCUGCCUGCUUUAAUGUGGAAAUCUCAGCUACCCUGGAGGCAGAUGCGAAGCCAGAUGGGUAUAGUCAUUUCUCCACUGUGUUCUGCCCAGCUUGAGCCAUACCUAACAUGGGGUUGGAGGACUGUCCUUUGGUUCUCAGGCAGCAGAACCAGGCCUAAGUUGUUUACCUCUCAUUCCUUGCUCAGCCUCUGGCUCUCUGAGGUUGUCCUGCCUCUUAGUGUUUUGUCUCUUCAGUGAGGACAGUGUUUCCUUAUAGAGUUGGGUCGUGAGGUGAAUGAAUGCAGGGAUUGAACUGUUCACCAUUGGAAACCAGUCUUCAAAAAUUUUAAGAACCAGGCAUGUAUUGAGCAUGGUGGUGCAUGCCUAUAAUCUCAGCAUUCAGGAGGCUGAGGUAGAAGGAUUGAGAGUUCAGUCAGCCUGGGCUACAUAGUGAGUUCAAGGCCAGCAUGUAACAUGCUGGUCAUGGGAAAUGGUUUGUAACAUACUUUUAUUUAUUUAAUUAUUUAUUUAUUUACAGU